AUGAAAGCGUUAACACGCGAGAUUAACGCGACACUGUUUGCAAUGGAGAACUCAGGUGCAAUAUCGCCAAUUGACCGACGUAUGGCAAGAACACAAAAAAGGGUCCUAGCCCGAUUCUACGGUCUCCCAAAAGUACAUAAAGAGGACACUCCUCUCCGGCCUAUCUUAUCACUAAAGGUCUCUCCAACAUACGGACUGGCAAAGUGGCUGUUCCGACGUCUCAAAUUUCUGACCUCCGAUUCAAACACCACAGUCAGCUCGUCAACGCAAUUCUUGGAGAAACUUAAAGGAGUAAGUCCCCUGCCAAGGGAUGUCAUAGUUUACUUUGAUGUCACGUCCCUUCUUACUUCUAUUCCCCAGGACCUGCCGAUCGAUACGAUUGAGCUGCUUCUACAAAGCAAAUACGAUGAAACGGAAAAUCGUCUUGGACACGCCCAAGUACUUCAGCUCCUGAAGUUCUGUCACAGGACGUACUUCAUUUUCGACGGGACAAACUACGAACAGGUGAAGGACACGCCAAUAGAGACUCAUCGCCGAGGCGGUCCUGCAACGUUGGAUUCGCCGGUUUUCCGACACCACAUACCGAAGUGCUGGGCUCGGUAUGUGGAUUAUACUUUCGUCGUCAUCGAACGGGAUCAGGUGCUGACCUUCAAAGAACAUCUCAAUGCCGUCUUCCCGGACUUUCAGUUUACAAUGGAGGAGGAAGAGAACAACCAGCUGGCCUCACUGGAUGUCCAAGUAGGCCGAAAAGAUUGUGAUGGCCUGAAAACCAAAGUGUUCAGGAAAGUGGGAAAUACGAUGCAAGUUCUGAACUCCAACAGCAACCGGCCAAUUAGCCAUAAUCACAGUUGUGUAAGGACGCUCUACCGGCGUGUCGAAACGCACUGAAGUGAACUGGAAGACAAGAUUACCGAACUACAAUACCUCCGACGGAUCUUCAAAGCCAAUGGCUACCCGCGCAACUUCGUCGACCGGUGCAUACGCAAAAGGGACGAAAGGCCUAACCGCACGGACACCAAGUCUUGGCGGGCACUUCCGUAUGUCAAGAACGUUUCGGAAGCUGUCGGCCGCCUUCUCGCACCACUUGGGGUCGGAGUGGCACACAGACCGGAGGCAACCAUUAGGCGUCGGAUAAUGAAACCAAAAGAUCCGCUGCCACGGCAAGAAACGCUUGGAGUCGUUUAUCGGAUCUGGUGCAGCUGCAAAAAAAGCAACUACGUCGGAGAUACCGGAAGACAGCUCCGAACACGAAUGGCCUACACCCUGCAGCGGUGCGGAUACAUGACGCCAGUUGCGGUUUAUUCGACGAGAUCCGGCCACACAUUCGAAUUCGACGUGGACUAAAUUCUCGCUAGAGGUGACAACCGCGUGAGCCGGGAGCUGCUUGAAUAAUUGUUUACUGGCCCGCAGUCCAUUAACAAGUGCAACGACCUUCCACUUCCAUACUUGGUGCUGAGACUUCGCCUUGGCGGGGUACUUAGUCACGCGGGGAGCGCACACGUGAACACUUGUCCCAACAUAAGUGUCGGUGCGUCAUAUGGUCGAGCAAUCAUCACACCAAUAUCCAACGCACGUGAUGAGAUUGCAGCAAUUAACCACGCAAAUUUCAACCAUCAGACAGUCAUCAUACCGCGUGCAACGAUCCCUGACGAAGGGUGGGAGCCGUGAACAUUCAUGGGUAUGCGGUAGCAUGGCGACUACGUCCUAUAAAUACUGCAGUCCCUUGUGCAUGAACCACACGUAUCUGCUUCUGUCUCUGAGGAUGGGUUCGAGCAGGAAUCCUAAACUUCGGGCUAAUAAAGCUCUUGUCCCAGCGACCGUGUCUCCUUCUUCAAAACGUCUGAUUGUUACAAGACUGGCUGACAACUGCUAAUGGUUACUUCAGUCUCCCAUGUCUUUGUCGGCACUCAGCCUUCUGCGUAAAAGACAUCUGUCCGACAUUUGCCGGCAUUUCUCCUCUGGACUUGAAUAUAAGUUGCAAGCAAGCUGUUGAUUGAUCAUAGUUUUUGACAUCUUGUUAUCAAUCUCGAAGUUAUCUAGGGCCCCUUGGGAUAGAAAUUAUCCUCACGACUCUGCCGACGGAUUAUGCAACAAAGUAAUCCCAUGUGAAGGAAUUGAGGUCAUUUGCACUGACCACCUUCUUCACUUGCAUUUAGAGGUCGCACUGUCGAAUUGUCCUUUCAUAUAUGUUUUGGUGGAUUUUGAUUAAUUCAAAUUGACCCAUCUGUUAAAACCUCGGCGUCCCAGCGGGAUUCGAGCUUACAACAGUAAUGGGAUGGCUUUCGUACAGCCAACACUCUAGCCACCUAAGCUACGAGAUCCCACCAGAAGACGUGAGUUCAAUUGCAUUUGGGUCAAAUUACCCACUCAGCCUACUGCAAAGUCUGGAAUCCACCAACUCUGUUCGGUUGCGUCUAAAGUCUGGUGAGACUGUCAGCCAGUUUACCAUCCAAAAUUCUCAUAGGUAUUGAGAGCACUGCCGCAGGAAAUCGUUCCCCUUUAGUUGGAUUGUAUAUGAGCAUGGCAAAGGUUUCAAAAUAUUCAAACUUACUACUGAAGUGUUGCUUCGGUAUUUCGAAACACUAGAUUUCGGCAUGCUGUGCAUGGAAGACACCUUUGUCAUCUUUGACACGGUCAAAUUAAUUAUCGUACAUACCACCCUAUCUACGUAUCCAAAACCGCAUGCUUGUCGACAGCAUUCGCCUAAUGCUUCCGGAUGUCGCCAACCUGGAGGCCAAAUGAUAGCUAAAGUGUACCAAAUCCAACCAACAAGCCGCAAACAGCAAAUCACCAAACACUGCAGCACAACCAAAGCUAGUAGUGCAAGCUAGCUCUGCGAAUUUAAGCUUCUGCAGCAGCCACCUGCCAGGCGAGAGAUUAAAGCUCUUUAGAAUCAAGAAGUAUCCACAAAUAUUCGUUGAAAGGAAUCGAAUAUCCUGUAGAGUCCAGCCGACCGAGCCGGAGCAAAGUAUGCUCUGCGAGAGGUGUCACCGAGGUAAUGGCAAGACUCCUCACCCUCUUCAGAUCAGGAGCUGUCCCCAUGUCAGACUUCACCAUUCGCUGGCAGAUGAUGCGCUAAGGAAUCCAGUGCUAAAACGAAAACGACUGCACAGAAAGUAGUUGGACUGCUGAUAGAAACGAACAGGCGAGUUCCAGGUAGCAGUUCAGAAGACGAGGAUGCGAUCACUGGAACAAGAAAUGUAUUGGCCUGACGGAUCGAAUUCUCACUCGAAUCCAUCAUCAGAGACAGUCGCAGAUAAAGGUGAUGGUGACUCAAGGAGUGCAGUAUUUGUAGCUGGGGGGACGCGCAGUACUUCAGCACGGCCGACGAAUGAUCCGAGUGCUCCUUCAAGACUGUCCCUCACGGAUUUGCAAAUACCGUUUGAGGAUUGACCAGGAGAUUGCAAGGUGCUGCGAGUUCAUGGGGGAGGACGACACAAAACUGCUUCAGUAGAGGCUGACCGAAAAAACCCGUGAACGUAAAGCAACACGCGAAACAAUCCCAGAGUGCAAAUUUCGGAAGCUGCCGGCUCCAAGAACGACAGACUGGUGCACAACUUGUCGUCAAAGGAGCUGACGGGGGGACACAUGCAGGUAUUACGACGCUAGGCCUCAUUAAACACAGCCGAUGCCAAACCUGCCAACAUGAUCGAAGCAGUGAAAUCAAUCCUCAGCCAGACGGGAGCGACAGACGAAACGAAGAAUCGUAUUCGACACCAAGUGUACUCCCUCCUCAUGGCUCAAAGGCCGCGCGAGUGCUUUCCAAGGUCGAGCGCGAUGCGCUUAAGGAACUCAGGGCCGACAGCGACCUCGUUAUCGUGCCUGCGGACAAGGGGCGUUCAACGGUCGUAUUGGACAGGACAGACUACAAUCGAAAAGCCAAAAGCUUGUUGGAGGAUCGUCAGUCCUAUGUCUCAUGCGAAUUGAACCCCAUAAAAACGCUGACACGCGAGAUUAACGCGACACUGUUUGCAAUGGAGAACUCAGGUGCAAUAUCGCCAAUUGACCGACGUAUGGCGAGAGCACAAGAAACGGUCCUAGCCCGAUUCUACGGUCUCCCAAAAGUACAUAAAGUGGAUACUCCUCUCCGGCCCAUCUUAUCACUAAAGGUCACUCCAACAUACGGACUGGCAAAGUGGCUUUUCCGACGUCUUAAGUUUCUGACCUCCGAUUCAAACACCACAGUCAGCUCGUCAACGCAAUUCUUGGAGAAACUUAAAGGAGUAAGUCCCCUGCCAAGGGAUGUCAUAGUUUACUUUGAUGUCACGCCCCUUUUUACUUCUAUCCCGCAGGACCUGGCAGUCGAGACCAUCGAAAUACUCCUACGCGAGAAAUACGACGAAGCGGAGAAUUGCCUUGGACACGCCCAAAUCAUGCAUCUCCUGAAGUUCUGUCUCAAGACGUACUUCACGUUCGACGAAACAAUCUAUGAGCAAAUGAAGGGAGCGCCAAUGGGUUUGCCGAUUUCGGGACUCAUUGCCGAGGCGGUGCUACAACGGCUGGAGUCGCUGGUUUUCUGA
This is a messenger RNA of Spirometra erinaceieuropaei, 4520 nucleotides long. The record is from the annotation of a GenBank genome assembly. NCBI's taxonomy places the organism in Eukaryota, Metazoa, Platyhelminthes, Cestoda, Diphyllobothriidea, Diphyllobothriidae.